Messenger RNA from Ectocarpus sp. CCAP 1310/34, 1609 nucleotides. The record is from the annotation of a GenBank genome assembly. Lineage: Eukaryota; Phaeophyceae; Ectocarpales; Ectocarpaceae.
AAAAAACAUCACGCCUGCCGCGAUCUUUACUACUUCUCGUACACGACACACCGACGGCAGGUCAAACUCGCUCACAAUGACCAACAAGCAAUCGUAUGAGAUGAUCCAGGCGGGUGCCGGGGCAGCAGCCCUUGAACGGGGGGAGGAAGGGUCGCUGAUAGCUGGCACUGAGCCGCGGCGCAAAGGAUGGGUGGCACCGGCGUUGGCGGCGGCGGUUGGUGUCGCGCUGCUGCUGGCCUGUGGUUUGUCUGCUCAUGCUCGGGAGGAUGCUUCCGCUGCCGGCGCUGCGGCGACCCCCAUGCAGGCCUCCACGGACAGUGUCCCUUCCUGCAGCCUCCUAUCCUGCACAAGCUCGGGCUGCGACUGGGACGGGGCCCCUUUCCUCUGCCUGGACGGGGGCUCCGCUGGAGGGUGCGCAGACAGCGCCUCUGCGUGGUCCGGAGGCGACGGCUGCACGUCCUUCUGCGACCUCUCCGGCUGCGCCGAUACCCUCCAGAACACCGGCGUGGACGACCUGCCGCGGCGCUGCCUGGAGUGCGACGAAACGCAGUGCUCCACCCUGGCCGGGCACCCGUCGCAGGCGUGCGGCAGCGCGGCGCCGUUCGUGUGUCUCUCCGGCGCAGCCACCUGGGGCUGCGCGGAUAACGAGCUGGCGUGGGCAAGCGCACCUUCGACAACGUGUGGCGAGUGCUGCGAUGUCAUCGGCUGCUAAGUUUGUUGCAAGGGGCGUAUGGUGAAACGGGUCGCGGAUUGGCUCCGCUUCAAGCGGAGGCGCCCCAUUCGCUCGUGGCUAGGUUUAGAGAUACAUGUAGUUUGUUUGGUGACGGACGGGGGGCUCAUUGGUGCUGGCAGAGAUGGCUAUCCGCAAGGGUUUGAUCGCUUUCUCGGCUGCCCAUCUUGUCUUGACACCCCAGUAUUUCUUUUUUCAUGGUGAGUAACUUGGGCACCGAUUGCACCCUGGGGGGGGGGGUAGGUUGCACCCCGAAGUGGGCAAGUAGUCCCGCACCUCGGUGAGUGUCGUUAUUCCAAUCGACACGGUGGGCGAGUAGCAUAGACAAAAAAAAGGAUUAAGGUCGAUCCCGGCCUCCCGUCCUCCUUACCCAACCCUUGUGAGGUCGUGAUCGGUGCACAACCUACACCUCUGAUCACCAUUGUAGAGUGAACUUUGGUCGCAGAGUGGUUGGGACGUGGGAAAGUAGGAGAGAUAUACAAACGAGUCUUGUAUUCGUAGCGACGUGGCCUGGCCGCAAUCCCUCGGCAACUACAACCUUGAGCACAGUAGGGCAGGAGGAACUGGUCUACGACACUCAUUCUCGAGGUGGGGAGAGAUUCAGCGUACGACGCAGGUGCAAACUCGGGCUUCACCCCAGUACACCAACACUAAUUGGCCGUUGAAGUCAUCAUGCGCCAAAUUCGUGUACAUAGAAGGGCGAUGGUCCCGUUGAUAAAGGAUACUCCUGUGCUUUUUUUGUGCCUCUUGUCGAACAUGCAUGAAUCCCAUUCGAGCAAGGUGGUUCCCCGUGCCCACCCGGAGCAAGGGAAGCGGGCCGAUCGCAACUGUUGGAGGACAUGCAUGCGGAUACCAAGAAAGCAAAGCACACAAGUACAA